Messenger RNA from Argentina anserina (silverweed cinquefoil), 2268 nucleotides. RefSeq lists its product as uncharacterized. Lineage: Eukaryota; Viridiplantae; Streptophyta; Magnoliopsida; Rosales; Rosaceae. Bases 1 to 2268 code for a protein of 755 amino acids. The transcript has a single exon. The record is from RefSeq and is a predicted model, not a curated record. Gene Ontology annotation, molecular function: zinc ion binding; nucleic acid binding.
AUGGAACGUCAAGGAUUGAAUCAGCCACCUUUGCUCGCUAGCAUGGAUUUUGCUCAAUGGAAACUCCAAAUGAGAUCAUUUAUAUAUGGUAUUGACUUUCAUGCAUGGAGAAGUGUCGAACGUGGAUGGAAUCCUCCAAUGAAAGAGGUUGAUUCAAAAGCUCCUGAAGGAUCGUCUAUGCAAGAAUUAAAAGAUGAAGAUGAGUGGACUGACAAGGAAAUCAAAGCUAGUGAAGGAAAUCACAAAGCUUUGAAUGCUCUUUACGCAUCGAUGAGCAGAGAUGAAAAGAAAAGAGUUCAUAAUUGCGUUACCGCCAAACAGGUUUGGGAUAAACUUUGUGUUUUAAAUGAAGGUAAUGAUAUUGUAAAAGAACAACAAUAUUAUUCUGAAAUCGAUGCUUUGAAAAUGAGAGAUGAUGAAACUAUUGAUGAUUUUUAUAGUCGUUUUACUGAUCUUUCUAGUUUAUGUGAAAGCCUUGGAAGGCCGUUACAAGAAUCUGAUAUUGUAAGGAAAAUAUUACGAUCUCUUCCAAAGUCAUACAGGAUGAAGAAGACAACAAUCCAGGAGCAAUAUAAUCUAAACGAAUAUUCUGUGGACUUGUUGAUUGGAAAUCUAAAGGCUUGGGAGAUGGAGCUGGAUGAGGAUGAAAGACCAAAAGGUAAGAAUUCAAAAAAUAUUGCCUUCAAGGUUACUGAACCCUCAAAAUCAAAGUCUGAGGAUUCUGAACAUAAUGAAAUAUUACUGUUGACUAAAGAGUUUAAGAAAUUUUUGAAUCAGAAAAACAAUAGGAAUAAACAAAAUAAUCUUAAUUCUAGGAGAAAUUUUAAUAAUAAAAAUUUUGAAAAACGUAGUGAUAAUUUCUCUCAAAGGAAGUAUGAGUAUGGAAGUAGUAGUAACAACAAUAAGAAAUGUUAUACUUGUGGUGGCAUUGGCCACAUUGCUACUGAUUGUGGGAAUAAAAAGACUGAUUCAGGUAACAAGGCUUACAAGAUAUCUUGGAGUGACGAUGAUGAUAGCUCCACAAAAAGGGACAAAACAUUUGCUCUUGUAUCUUCUUUCUCGUUAGAUUAUGCAGGUUCUGAAAAUGAGGAUCAAGAAGAAGAUGAAGACAACAGCUAUGAAGAUAAUGAGAUGUUUGAAUAUCAAGCAAGAGUUAUAAAAGCUGCAGAGAAAAUUUCUGAAAAAAAUCUUCUGUUAAAACAACAAGUAGAGAUGCUGGAAAACGAAAAAGUGAAAUGGGAAGAGGAGAAACUGCACAUGCGAAAGAAAAUGGACUAUGGUGAUCAAGUGAUUGAACGAAAACAUCUUUUAGCCAAAAUUCAAAUGCUACAAAAUGAGGUAACAGAAAAGAAUAAUUUAAUUAACUUAUUAAACUCUAAACUUGGCAAGUUGCAGGUUUUGCUUGAUGGAACGAAUACCAAGGUUGAAAAGUUUCAACAUAGUUCGAAAUCACUAUUUGAUAUUCUGUGUUCAGGAAAAAGCUACAACGAUCGAACUGGCCUUGGAUAUACUGGUAAGAGUAGCUCAACUAGAAAUCCGAAUUUUUACACUAAUUUUGUCCGUGAACAAUCAGGUUCAAAGGAAUGUGAGAAAUACAUUGAAGAACAUGUAGAAUCGGAAAAACUUCAGACCUCAUUCAAAUCAAAUAUUGUCAACUCGAAUGAUAGGUAUGAGGAAGAUAUUCAAGAUAUUCGAAGUAAGUUGAAAGAGCAUAGUCAGCUUUUACUUGAUAUCUCUCGUUUUGUUGGUUUUUCUAAAUCUUAUAAAGAAACUAAACAGGAUACAGACAUGGUUAGGAGACAUUCAGGUAAGAAGGUUUGGAGGAAAAAGUAUAAUCAUGAUUCCAUAGAAGCUUUUUGUAAUUUGUGCCAUAUUGAUAUAGAUUAUGAAUCGAAUGAUAUUAAGGCUACGUGUAAUGUUGCUAUUACUGCGUUAUCUGCUAGACAGGAGGACACUUGGUAUAUUGAUAGUGGUUGUUCUAGACACAUGUGUGGUAACAAACAUUGGUUUUCUGACUUAGAAGAAUCAUGUGUGACAGGUGCGGUUACUUUUGGAGACGGGAAGAAAGCAAAAAUAAGAGGGAAAUGCUCAAUCAGAUCUCAGGAUCUUAACUGCUUAAAUAAUGUUCUUUAUGUUGAAGGUUUAUCUAAUAACCUUAUUAGUGCUAGUCAAUUAGCUGAUGAGUAUGAAGAUGUCUGGUUUAACAAACGUCGUUGUGUGGUUUUUGACAAAGAUGGUACAGUUGUGAUGGAAGGGGUUAGAUCAUGA